Messenger RNA from Galleria mellonella (greater wax moth), 6491 nucleotides. Its product is annotated as transmembrane protein 151B-like. The transcript is spliced from 8 exons. Lineage: Eukaryota; Metazoa; Arthropoda; Insecta; Lepidoptera; Pyralidae. The record is from RefSeq and is a predicted model, not a curated record. The coding region runs from base 336 to 2156 and encodes 606 amino acids.
UCCAUGCCCGCCCUCCGCCGCAGUAAGCGUUUAUACUUCGCUCGGAUCGCCCGACCCGUUUCGAAUUUCGAACUUCUCACCGACACUCAUUUGUUUUUCGAUUUAAAUUCGAAUUCGCGUGUUCGGAAUUCAGAGGAACUUAUUCUUUUUAUUUGCAAUUUGCGUUUUGUUUUUGCUUUAAAAAUAGAACGUUUCGUAAAAAUGACUGAAUUGGGAGGUGCAUCUUGAUAGGGCGAGUUUGGAUGCAGUUGGUGUUUUAGUGAUGGAGCUAGGUGUAUUGUUUUUGUGUGAGCCAUGAGGGUUUGUUUUGGAUUGUGGAUACUGAUCACGGCGACAUGACGGCACAAGAGAGAUCGAAUAUUUUUUCGGACGACGACGAGGACUUGCGGCCCAGGCAGCAAAGCCUAGGCGGUGUGCUGAGGCGCGAGGGUAACUGGAAGUGCUUCCUGCUGACGCUUAUGAUCGCGGGCUGCCUUGGAUCAGUCGUGUGGUGCAACACCGCUGAGAUUGACCGGGACCUUAUUGAUUUGGACUCUUUCGUCUACCUCAGGAACCCGAUCAAGAGGACAGUUCGCGAAUCACCGUGUGACGUCGGCUAUGCGUAUAUACCCAUCGCAUUUGUCCUGCUUCUCUACUUGGUGUACCUGGUGGAAUGUUACCACAGCACGGCCAGGAUUCAGCUGGCAAGAAGGGUAGAUGUCGCCGCCGUCAACGCCAGAGUUCAUUCUAUGAGGACAGCUACGCCGAGAGUUUGGUGGAAAGCAAUAUGCUACCAUUACGUGAGACGAAAACGGCAAGUCACGCGAUAUCGGAACGGUGACGCGUAUACUACAACGCAGGUAUACUACGAACGAGUGAACACGCACAGCGCGAGUACAUCGUUCGCGCACGCGUGUUGCGGGCAACGCGAUGCCUCCAGGAACUUGGUCCUCGACAUAAAAACACCAAUCACUAAAGUCCGUUUCAGUAAAGGUUUCGCUUUCGCAAACAUCGAAGCUGCCAGUGAAUUUGAAGACCAAAGAUCGAGGUUCUUUGCUGAACAUGAACGGUUUGAUGAUUUCAUGGAAAUGCGAGAAGGACUUGAUUUAAUUGGAGUCAGUUCUUUCAAAGAAUAUAUGGUGGCUUACAGGGAAGCCGAUCGGUGUCCCUGGUAUUCCUCACAAUUGCUCUUCUGGACGCUAUCCUGCCUUUUACUCUCUUGGCCUCUACGAAUCCUCAUAGAGUGCAAUACAGCUUAUGUACAUUAUACAAUAACAAAAAUAUUUGGUACAAACUACGAGUUAGAUCCCAGUAGACAGCUAGAUCUUGACACACAUCUAUCAGAUACGUUACCACCGGUGACAGCCACCAACUACGCAUGGGCUCUCGCCGACGAGCAAAGUGCCGUCCUCUGUUCAGCUCCCCGUCCAUCCAGAACCCUCCCUCUAUCACAUGCGUCUACUGUAGAUAGCCUCGAACUAUUUGCUGCCAUAAGAGGCAACUGUGCCUUAGUACCAUCUUAUUCUGAAGCAAUGCGGAUUGACGCCGCUUUGAGAGAGGAACCACCUGAAAAUAGCACUUCUAACAACGGUGUAUUAAUAGAUAUCGAACCGCAAAAUAGACCAAAUCGACCGACCAUGAAAGCUGCCUCUUUUGAUGAACCUCCACGAAGACAUAGGGUUACUAUAGCAAGCACACACUCGAGUAAUAGCAUUGCAACAACUGCUAGAUGUAACGAAGCAAAACAGCAAAAUAGACGAUCUUGGGCGGGAGUACUUACGACAGCUAGAAGUGCUAGACAAAUUAUUGAAGACAUCAGAACGUCCAAUCCAGUGAAUUACCAACCUAUGCCAGAAUCCCAAGCUAGAAGAGAAGGGGAAGGUACUCUGUAUUAUUCCAGGGAAUUGUCCCCUACAUGUUCUAGAGAUCCUUUUGGUGGUCGUGCACAAACUACACCUACAGAUGAGCCACCAUCAUAUGAAGAAGCCUUGAGACUUCCAGCCUUGAGAAAGCUCACCAGAUCUAUAACUGGAACCGAUAUAGCAGGAUCUAGAAGGGCCUUCCUAAGAGAUGUGCUUGCAAACAGAAGAUCAUGUUUAGAAGGUGUCGGGGUGUUGUCAGAAGCUAAGGUGGUAAGAUUACCCCGCAGCGAUUCAGGUGACGAGACCCCUCUAUAGCAAUUCUGCAGUAGUGCUGCAGACUUUUAUGGUGCAAUAAAAUAUAUAGUUUAGUGUUCGUGUAGAAAUACGUGGUCGUUUGUGAGAUAUUGAGGCCAUGCAGUGAGAUUACUUUUUUAAUAUUACAUUAUACAAGAUGCUUUGGAAUUGUCUUAUAUUCUGAAGAUGAGCUUGAGCAAUUAUUAGUAUUCGAUAAUGAUUAAGUAAAAAUUAACGUCUACCUAUAAAUUGAUAGUUCGAAAUAUUAAAUAUAAUGUAUAAAUGUAAUUUUAUGAUUGACGCGAGGAAUAUUUUGUUAUUGCCGUAUUUUUACUUAUGUAAAAAUAUGCAAUUUGAUACUAAAUAAAAACGAACUGUAAUUUAAAAAUUAAAAGGUACUUUUAAUUUUUUAUCGCAUCCAAUUUUAUUAUAUAUAUAAAAAAUAUUAAUUUUUAGUCAAUGUUCAAUCCCCUCAAUUUUGUUAGAGUGUCCUGGGUGUUUAUAAUUUACCGUAGUGAGACACGAUAUCAUACAAUUUAUCGUCGUAAACAAUAUCUAAUAGGAGAUUAAAAUGUUGGCAAAUAUAACACUUUUAAUUUUUAGUCUCUACGAGUAUAUCGUGAACAUGUGCGGAAAUUUAAAAGUGUCUUCUUAUUAUUAAUAAAAUAACGUAAUGAUAUUAAGCUAUAUUACGGUAAAUUAUAAUAACGUCCAAAAGUCCCCUAAAAUAUGUGGGUAUUAAUUGUAUACUUACUUUUAAUGAAAAUUUCUUUUGGCAAUAAAUAUAUUCACCUAUACAUAUAAAUAAGACUAUAGUAGAUUCUGAGUGACAGUCGCGUACCACAAAAGUACAUUAAAUUUGAUUAUUCGUUACGUUUCUAUUUGAGGAGGGACCAGAGGGAAUAAAAAAGGCUACUUUAUUCGAGGGGACAAGAUGGGUCUUUUGUUGGCAUUUUGGAUAAUAUACUAAUAGAUUUGUAAGUAAGUACCUAUAUUAUUUAGGUAUAAGGCAGUGCCUUGUAUCCUCGUUUAGAUAUAGAGCAACCAAAAUAGAAUUAUAAUAUUCGUAUCCACACUUAUAGUGGCGCUUUAAUACCUAUUUAUGUGACAUUAAAACAUAUUUUAUUAAUAUUGCAUUUUUUUAAUGAGAUAAUGAUAUUUUCAAUAUAAAUUUACGCAAUUUAUUCUGAAUACUGCUGCAUUUUCUUUUAGUGUCAGUCAAAAAACAAAACGUUUUAAAGUACUAUAACAAUAUUAUUUAUAUAUAAUUAGAUAAAAUCGGUUGUAAUAUUAAAAUGUGGCUGCAGACUUUGUAGUAGGUUUAAAUUGUCAACGAUAACAUGGCACGCCCUCCAAAAUCUAAACAAUUCAAAAUGUGUGAGUAAAAAUAUUUACAAGGUUUCUAUCAAGGAAUAUAAAUAAAAUUUCUCUGGCAACCGACUUGCUCCCCGCUCCACUACUGAAGAUGUUUCCACACAAACGUAAACAGAGCACCGCGUCUGUAUACGGUCCCAAAAAUUGAAGUAAAAUGUUGGAGGGGCGUACCAUAUUAAUGUAGAUAUUUUAUACCAUAAAUUACGCGGGCUUUUAUAAUUUACCGUAAUGGGGUAUAUUAUUCUACAGUAAAUUAUAAAAGAUACAAUACUAUAAUAUUUACCGUCACGAUAUAAUAUGACAGGAAAUGUAUUCAAUAAUAAUAUACCGAGAUGUAUUUGUAACUUUGCGCCAAUAUCGUGGAUGACGUUGCGUACAUUUUGUACAACCAUUAUCGUGACGGUAAAUCAGUAUGAUAUCGUGACAUGCAACGGUGAAAUACAGAAGCGCCCUAUGGGUAACAAUAUAUUUAAGGUAAACCGGUGCACAUUUUUAAUUAAUAGUAGAUAAAUAGGUACUUAGUACUUACAUUAUAAGAUUCAAAUCUCUAAAACUGGUUUAAUACUGAACUGUCGAUAUUAUAGACAGUUACCUUAAAAUAUUACGAUCUUGUCGCCAUAGUGAUAAAACACAUUAUGUACCUCCAGAUGGUCGUAGGUUCAAUCCCUGCACAACAUAAAUAUUUAUACCGGUAAUGAUCUGAGUAUUUUCUAGGCAUGGGUAAUAUCGAUAUCAGUGCGACAUUUAUAUAUUGGGUUUUUCUGGAUAUUGACGGUGGAAAAGAGUUCUUUAUUUUUUUCGAUAUCACCCAUACCAGUCUAUAUCAUUUCUAUAUUAUUUUCGACAGGAUUCUUCAGUUUGAUAUUAUAUAUUGCAUAAUCGCCAUUUAAUAUGUAUCUGUUAUAUAUAGAUACGAUAUAUCUAUUAGAUAUAGGGCGAAUAUAUAGAUACUGUAACAACAAUAUAUAGAUAUUACUAUAUAUAACCCAACCCUAGUAUUUUUUCCAUAUAAUUUGUAUGAAUUUGCAUUUAUAUAUAUUUAAGUAUUAAUUAGAAACAAAAUUAUAUAUAUAUAUAUAUAUAUAUAUUAAAUAUAUAUAUAUAUUCAAAUUAUAAUCUAUUUAUUAUAUACACACCUUUUAUACACUAUAAGUAUCAAAAAUAAAACCUUAAAAAAAUUACUUAAAAAUAGAAAAUAUCUUUGAGACCUGUAUCAUUUGUCUUAAUACAAGCUCUGCUUAAUGUGUGAGAGAGAAGACGCAAUGAAAUAUUUUCAAUUAUAUUUAUGUUACUUAAACUGUAUUUGUAUAUAAUUUAAAGUCCAAUACAUUCAAUACUUAAUACCUACAUUAAUAUUACUCACCUCUAUUAAAUGAAACGUAAUUUAUAUUUAUAUAUAUAAGAUGUGAUUAUUAGACUUAUAAAUAACUCCGUACGCUUGUAAAUAAGAUUGUAACAAAUUGAUUAGUUACUCGUAACGUAUAAAGUGCCAAUAAAUUGUAAGAAUAAUUAAGAUAUAUAAAUAUAGAUGUAAUCAGGGAGGUUAUGCUUUAUAUUUAGCUUCGUGAAGUUAGAAAUGGAAUGUGCAGUAUCUUAUAAAUAUUAACCAACCAAAUUGGGAUGGUUUGAUAAAAUAUAUAAAGAGAAUAAUUAAUUAUGUUAUAAACGACAUCUUUCAUUCUUGGUUGGUUAGUAAUCUGCAAAUAGGUUCACAGUAGGCUCGAUUUUAACUAAAUAGUAAAUAGUUUUUUUUUUUUACAAAUCUAAAGUGAUUGAAGUUUUCUAAUUAUUUAUUUUAUUACAAUUACAAAAAAUAAAUUGAAUGAAACUAAUGUAAUGCAGAUAUAUCAAUAUAAAUAUUUCUUUUUUGUACAAUAAAAUAAAAAUUCCAGCCUAAUGUGAACCCAUAAUUACUAGGUCGUGUAAGAACAAAUUUUUUUGGAAAGAUUUUAUAGGCUUGUAGCCUGAAAGUAGAAGAUAUAAUGUAAUAAGAAAUUUCAGUACGACAAGUUAUACGUUGACGAUCCGAUCAUAAAUUAAAGGACGAUACAUGAUACUUUUCAAUUUAUAUAGUAGUAUAAAUCAAAACUAAUUAAUUAACUAUUUCAUUUGUUAAUCAAUUUAACUCUUUAAAUAUUAAUAUAAUAAUUUCAACAAAACUUAGUUACCUUUUCAUUAAAUUGUUGAAAAAAAUUUAUUCCAUUUUUAGUUUAUUCAAAAUUGCAAUAAAUUCUUUAUUAAAAUUACCAGGACCCACAUUAUUUUUAUACACAUUAUUAUUAUUAUGAUUAUCUACCUAACCUACUUUUAUUUUUAUUCUUUAUUGUACACAAAAAAUAUGGUAUCAGAAUAAUAAUUAAACAUAAUAGUGCACUAGGGCCAGCUUAUGGCUAAAAGAGAUUUCUACCAGUAAACCCAAUAUGAGAUAAACUGACAGUUUAUUCGUAAUUACAGGCAUAUAUGUAUACCAAUCGACUUAAAAGUUAUGGUUAAAAAUAAAUAAAUAUAUACACUUUUUUUUGUAAAUUAGCCAGCAUAUGUAUCGUACUAGAAUGAAUGAAAUACUAGAAUGAGUCUAGAUGGUCAGCAAAUAUUCUUAAAAUAGUUUUUAUUUUUAAAUAUAUAAGGGUAUUUUCAAAUCCCAAUGCUAAUGGUUUACAUCGGGUUUUCCUUCCUUAGGAUAGUAUUAGAGUUGGCCCGGACCCUACGCAUCAGGGUUGUGCACCGUUUUUGCAUAAAAAUGAAUAAUAUUUAUGGAUUGUCAACGUUUAAUAGAUCUGCUAUGCUUGGCUCAUAAAUAAAUGAAGUAAUAUUAGUAAAUUAUAUAUUGUAACCGGCUUUACCGAAAUGUUGCCCAAACAACAUUACGAGUAUAAUUGUAAAAAUUAUGUGUACAUUAUUAAGUAGUUUACGCUAAAAAUUAAAUAUUUUUCAUUGUAAGACAAAGGAAGUUUAUUAUUUUCAAUAAACUAUGUUACGAAA